Molecule: messenger RNA, 1323 nt
Organism: Sorghum bicolor (sorghum)
Lineage: Eukaryota; Viridiplantae; Streptophyta; Magnoliopsida; Poales; Poaceae
Exons: 5
Coding region: 106-1065 (319 amino acids)
Biological process (GO): plasmodesmata-mediated intercellular transport
Molecular function (GO): microtubule binding
Source: RefSeq, a predicted model, not a curated record
GACCCGAGCGAGGCUGACAUCACCCGACCAUUUUCCCUUUCCAUUCCAUUGCCGUCCCAAUUCCCAGGCCCACUCGAUUCGAAAACAAAAGAAUACCAAAUCCAAAUGCACGAUCGAUCCUACAAGCCGCAGCCGGCGGAGGCCGGCAGCGGCGGGACUGCCGGCGACGGCGGCGGCGGAGGCGGGAACGUGGAUCGGGUGCUCUUCAAGAACCUCGUCGAGAUGGUGCCGCUCGUCGAGUCGCUCAUGGACCGGAGGGUCAACCCGGCCUACUCGCGCCGCGCUUCGCUGGUCUACACGCCGGCGCCGCCCAAGAAGGCGAGUGAUUUGAAAAGUGUCAAAUUGCCACAGAGCGUAUCCGCCAAAAAGCGGAGAGACCCUGGUGAUGCAGCCAAGAAGAGUGCCCCAGAUUCUAAUGGUGACAGCGGCUCAGUUGUGCCGUUUUCUCUGUCCGGAGCUGAAAAUAAGCCCAAGGAUGAGGUUGCCAUGCUGCGCGAGCAGAUUGAUGACCUGCAAAAGAAACUGCUCGAGAAGGAGGAGGCGCUGAGGUCCGCGGAGAGCUCCGUGGCUGAGAUGAAUGCGGCGUAUGCAACCAUCGAUGAACUCAGGCGCCUGGUGGCUGACAAAGAAGCUUUGAUCAGAUCUACCAAUUCUCAGUUGCAUGAUGCAAAGAUUAUGCUUGCAGACAAGCAAGCUAGUUUAGAGAAGCUGGAAUGGGAGGUAAAGAUGUCAAAUAAAAAAGUUGAAGACCUUCAAGGAGAUAUGUCGAAUAUGGGAUUCGAGAUAAGCUCAUUGAUGGCAUUUUUCGAAAAAAUUUCAGAGAAUGUUUCAAGUGACUCUUAUGAUGAUACAAUACCAUUGUCACAUGAAUUAGAGGCACUCCAAUCAACGCUAUGCAUCAAAACAUUGACCCAGAGUGAAAUUGACAAGAUUGAGGUCGACAAGAUAGAGCAGGAAAGGAUGAUGUAUGCUGAAGCUCUCGCGGCAGCGAGAGAGAACCCUGACGAGGAGCACCUGAAUAUAGCUGCGGAGGCAAGGUCAAGGCUGCAGGUCCUUGUACUAUAGUGGCCCCUUCUGAUUGUAGCAUAUGUAUGAUAAUGUUGAACUGCUGAUGUAAUUGUAAGUGUUGGCUUGAGUUGAGGUGCUUGUGGAAGAAUCGUUCCGGUGGUAAUGGAGUGAGCACUGUAAACUGACAGCUAUUUCGUGUUGUAAUCAUAUUUAUUCAGUCCUGAAGCCUGUAUUGUUUACCAGGAAACUUGAGCUAGUUUAGAUUUCUGUGACAGUUAUCAUUUCAAGAUUUAAACCCAUGGUUGAAGCUGCUUA